AUGACAUUGAACUUGAAGUGUGGCAAGAUCUAUGCAACUGUUCAAAAGGAUUUGCUUACACAGUUCAAGGAUGAUGUUGAGGAUGGUGCUGCUUAUGUUGUGGAGAGGUUCAUGGUUGUGAUAUGCCGAAAUGAAGCUGAAAAAUGCUUAAUAGAAACAUCUAUCAAUUCAUUAAGGAUAAGUCUUAAGGAUUAUAAUGCAAAGCUUUCUGAUUUUGGGCUGGCAAGGGAUGGUCCGAAUGACAACGGAAGCCACGUCUCCACCAGGAUAAUGGGAACCGAGGGAUAUGCAGAUCCCGAAUAUGUAGACUCGGGCCAUCUUACUACUAAUAGUGAUGUCUAUAGUUUUGGAGUUGUCCUGCUAGAAAUAUUAACUGGUGAGUUGGUACUUGACAUGACUAAAUAUGGAAGAGACAACUUGGUGGAAUACAUAAAGCCGCACCUGGCCGACAAAACCAAGAUUUUUGGUCUGUUGGACAGUGAGCUUAAAGGGCAGUAUUAG
Trifolium pratense (red clover) is the source of this 501-nucleotide messenger RNA. Its product is annotated as serine/threonine-protein kinase PBL36-like. The transcript has 5 exons. The record is from RefSeq and is a predicted model, not a curated record. Gene Ontology annotation, molecular function: protein kinase activity; ATP binding. Lineage: Eukaryota; Viridiplantae; Streptophyta; Magnoliopsida; Fabales; Fabaceae. Gene Ontology annotation, cellular component: Arp2/3 protein complex; actin cytoskeleton. The coding region runs from base 1 to 501 and encodes 166 amino acids. Gene Ontology annotation, biological process: Arp2/3 complex-mediated actin nucleation; protein phosphorylation; actin filament polymerization.